This is a messenger RNA of Penicillium maclennaniae, 1749 nucleotides long. Its product is annotated as fumarylacetoacetate hydrolase family protein. The record is from RefSeq and is a predicted model, not a curated record. Gene Ontology annotation, molecular function: acetylpyruvate hydrolase activity. The transcript has 5 exons. Lineage: Eukaryota; Fungi; Ascomycota; Eurotiomycetes; Eurotiales; Aspergillaceae. Bases 1 to 1749 code for a protein of 582 amino acids.
AUGGCCUUCAAGCGACUGGUCCGUUUCGCAGUGGGAGACCGUGUCUCCUUCGGCGAUCUACUCAGCGAAACUGGCAGCACGUACAAAGUCAGAAAAUUGACUGGUGACCCUUUCACUAAGUUGCAGCCCACUGAGGAGAUUGUGAAUGUCGACAAGCUCAAUGUUCCGAAAUACCCUCCCAUCUUCGUUAAGCCGGCUGAUGCGCUAGCCGGCCCCUUUGAGACUAUUGACAUUCACCCCGAUGCUCGUGAGAUGCUCGACUACGAAGGCGAGCUUACCGUCGUGGUGGGCCGAGAUGCGAAGAACAUUUCCGAGGAGGAGGCAUUGGACUACGUCCUAGGUUACACGGCCGGAAAUGACCUCUCUGCGCGUAACUUCCAAAUUCCCGAGGCAUCUGGGAUGCAAUUUGGAUAUUCCAAAUCCUUUGAUCAAUUUGGACCUAUUGGACAUACCAUUGUUGCGGCCAGCGAAAUUCCAGAUCCCCAGAAUCUUCGUCUGGUCACCAGAGUCAACGGACAGGUCAAGCAGCAGACCAGUACAAAUGACAUGAUCUGGAGUGUUCAGCAAAUUGUCAGCCACCUCUCACGAGGUAUGACUCUUCGCAAAGGUACCGUCAUCAUGACCGGCACCCCUGCUGGCGUGGGAUUUUUCAACAAGGAUUUCCUGAAGGCUGGGGACGUGGUGGAGGUGGAGAUUGAAGGCGUGGCGUCCGUCAAGAACGAGAUCCGUCCAGCCUCACGCCGCCACCUGUACGCAUCAUCACCUCCUGAACACCAAAUCACUAGCUGCAUCGUCACCAUCAUUCAGAAAACCGAAACUACCUCCGCCUCACGUACUUUUGGGAGGGGCAACAAUGCAAUCUGGUGCUCCUUCUCGAUUAGUGGGCCGUCGCCGACCAAAGUCUUCCAAGCAGGAACGUGCAUUAUAGGUCCCACACAAAGGAAAAGCCGUUUCAAUGUGCGGAUUGCGGAAGGGUCUAUACCAGACAACUCUCAAGGGGGAACGGGCGUCCUUCAUGUCACUCCUCCCACGACCGAGUCUGGUUUGGAGGGGCCUCCCGCGGCAACAUUGCAUCCAGUCUCACCAUCGGUCUCGUCACCUUCUACGAGUAAUAUCGCAACGAUAAGGACUCCUUCAAAUUACGAACUAGGACGUGUGGGAACGGCAACUGUGUCCGGAGGCAAUGAUCUAAACGUCUCCGCGGGAUUUGAUUUCCCUAUAACAUACUCACAGGAUACAGGUGUUGACUUGCAGGUGAACGAAGGCCUGGAUUUGUCGGGUGUCCCUAGCGUUGAGCUCGAGUCAGGCUGGGUCUCUUGGUUGAUGGGCGACAAAUUCGACUUGGAUGCUGUCAACUCGUCCUUACUACAAGCCACAGCUGGGGAAUUCUUGGCUGUUGAUCGAAUGCCGGACGAGAACCCAGUUGCUUCUGAUUCAUUCGGCGCUGGUCCACAGGCAACGGGUGCGGGAUUGGUGCCGAGUGGGGAUGCAAUUAGAGAGAAGUGGCACACCAACUGUGAACAGUCCACCUCGGGCGCCAUUUCCCCAGACCCCGCCAAUGACCGCAAUCAAAUUGACGACACGUAUCGCCACGAGCUCGCUAUGCGCCUUGAGCAACGCGUGCAAACCGGAAUACUUCCUUCGACGACUUUCCUAGUAAGCUUUGCACCCUUCUUUCUCCACGGAAUGACACCCAGUCUCUGGAAGAGCUACAAAGGCAUACGGAGGAAAAAAGGAAUUAAAGAUUGA